This is a messenger RNA of Rubroshorea leprosula, 1362 nucleotides long. NCBI's taxonomy places the organism in Eukaryota, Viridiplantae, Streptophyta, Magnoliopsida, Malvales, Dipterocarpaceae. The record is from the annotation of a GenBank genome assembly.
GACCUACUCGCUGAUUUUUAUUUUCCAGAACAUUCCUUUGGGCUCUUACUUCAAUCCCCACAAACACCCACCCGCAUUCCUACCUAGUUUACGAAUUUCGAUAGCAGAGUAAGACCCAGAAACGACGACCGGAAUUUGGAGCCGUAAUGGGGGUGGAUUACUACAACAUACUGAAGGUUAGCCGUGGCGCCACCGAGGAGGAGCUCAAGAGAUCGUAUAAGAAGUUGGCGAUGAAGUGGCACCCGGACAAGAACUCCGUCAAUAAGAAAGAAGCUGAGGCCAAGUUUAAGCAGAUCUCUGAGGCGUAUGAUGUGCUCAGCGACCCGCAGAAGCGUCAGAUCUAUGAUAUUUACGGGGAGGAGGGGAUCAAGUCGGCGGAAUUAUCGAGUCCCAGUGGAGGAGCUGGGGCGUACAGGUUCAAUCCCAGACAUGCGGAGGAUAUAUUUGCGGAGUUUUUCGGAGGAUCGGAUAGGAAGGUUUAUGGAGAUGGGGUUGCGAGUCAGGGCGGCAAGAAAGCCCCGCCGGUGGAGAGCAAGUUGGCGUGCAGCUUGGAGGAGCUUUACAAUGGUAGCCGCCGGAAAAUGAGGAUUUCCCGGCUUGUUCCUGACGAAUUUGGUAAGCCAAAGACUGUUGAUGAAAUACUUAAAAUAGAUAUCAAGCCUGGCUGGAAGAAGGGCACAAAGAUAACCUUUCCUGAAAAAGGAAACCAUGAACCUGGUGUCACUCCAGCAGAUCUUAUUUUUGUGGUGGAUGAGAAACCGCAUGCUGUUUUCAAGAGGGAUGGAAAUGAUCUCAUUGUCAAUCAGAAAAUCUCACUCUUGGACGCACUCACAGGCCAUACCCUAAACUUGACAACCUUAGAUGGAAGAACUCUCACAAUCCCAGUUACAGAUAUUGUGAAACCGGGUUAUCAAGUGGUGAUCUCAAAUGAAGGAAUGCCCCUCUCAAAAGAACCCAGCAAGAAGGGAAAGCUUAUAAUCAAGUUCGACGUCAAGUUUCCAUCCAGGCUCACUGCAGAACAGAAGUCUGAUCUGAGGAGAGCAUUGGGAGGAGCUGAAAACUAGUUCCCCAUAAGUCGACACUGAUUUAUAUUAUGGUUCAACUAAAUGUAAAUAAGUUUUCUUCACUUCUAAAGAGGAUAAUUGUGCAUGGUAGGAACAAAGUUCAAUGGGUUGUAACUUGUAAGUAGUGUUGAUGGUGUGAAGUUGCACGGGUAAACCUUCACAACCUCAGGUUUACUCUCUCUGCUUUGGCAUUCUAAUUGCAGUCUGUACACUUGUAAUUCAAGUUUAAAUGUUUAAUGGUGGUGUUAUGGAGAAAGACCUGUAUUAUAUAUUUUGGAAAUAAAGUCUUCCUUUGGUC